UGCCUUCUGAUAGGCUUACUUACACCUUGUGGCAAAGAAGAAGUAGAUUGCUAGCUAGAGGGUAUAUGCUAGAAGGGAUACAGUUUGUCGAAUUAACGUCAAAAGUUGGUUAUUCUUUUCAUUUGAUCUAAUCAUCCCAACCUGCGGCGUAAAUUCUAACCUACGAAAAGUCAAAUCUGACAAAAACUGGAUCCCAUCUAGUUCUAACCCUUAUAAUACCUACAUUGGUGAAAUUGAAAGAGAAAUUUAACGACUUCGACACUAGCUAAGUAAAUUGAUACAUUUGGGAAAAUGCACCAUAGCUAGCUAGUUGCCGUGUGKAAUUUUCAGACAAAUGUGCCGGCUCUGUAGAUGCUAAAGUUAGGGUCAGGGAGACACUGCAUAGCUAGCUGUGACUGUAGUGAUAUAACUAGCUAAUGCAGCUUUAAAUAAUCAAUGCACUUUCAUUUGCUCGCAGUAGCAUUGCUUUCCCUCGCAGAUUAACAAAACAGAUUGCCCAUCCGUCCCACCUGGUUGACUACAGCUCACCUGCCAAAGUAAUGUCAACCGCAUCUGUGGAGCCAGUGCGCUCUAUUGACAAAUCGAAGCCUGCAGAAGGCAUCUGGAGCCUACAUCAUGUGAAGGGGGACCUGUUCUCCGGUCCUGAAGAUGAGGCCCUGGCCCACUGUAUCAGCAAAGACUGCCACAUGGGGGCUGGCAUCGCAGUUAUGUUCAAGAAAAAGUUUGGUGGAGUGGCUGAGCUAAAGGAACAGAAGAAGGUGCCAGGACAAUGCGCUGUACUGAAAGGACACAAGCGUUUUGUGUACUACCUGAUAACAAAGGAAAAGUACAGCAACAAGCCCACCUAUGACAGCCUGAGGCAGAGCCUUGAGGACAUGAAGUCUCAUUGCUUGAAAAACGGAGUAACUGCAAUAUCAAUGCCUCGCAUUGGCUGUGGCCUUGAUCGACUGAYCUGGGACAAAGUGGAAAAGAUGCUUGAGAAGGUAUUCCAGCCCACAAGUAUCAGUAUCACCCUGUAAAACCUACAGGGAAACCAAGUCCACGGGGCAACCAAGUUUCCAAUUAUGUUUUCUGUAAAACAAAAUUACGUUAAACUCACAGACAAUAUAUCAGCAUACUGGUAUGCAUCUGUACAAAGUUUGCGCAAGGCAGUACUUUUGAAAGAGAAUAAACACACUUUUCCUUGAAAUCAUACCCCCUCAUCUCUACUUUACCCCUGUUUAAUUGUUCUCUGAAAUUACAUGUUCAUAUUUUGCACUUUAAUUACUGUCCUAUAUAGUAGCAAUAUCAUAUUCAUUGGAAUUCUCUCCACCAGAAGGGGGCACCAAUGAUUGUUUUCUCUUCUGUACUGCUUUUUGUCAUAUGCUGAUUUUAAAUACCCUGUAAUGUUGAUUUUUUUUUGUAACCCUGUAAGUACCUUACACGAGCAUGAAUAAUAAAAUGUAAAUUGUGAUUUUAAUUUCACAAGAUAAUAAAAUCUGUUUUACACCUUUCA
Messenger RNA from Salvelinus sp. IW2-2015, 1495 nucleotides. The record is from RefSeq and is a predicted model, not a curated record. Lineage: Eukaryota; Metazoa; Chordata; Actinopteri; Salmoniformes; Salmonidae.